Messenger RNA from Carassius gibelio (silver crucian carp), 1911 nucleotides. Its product is annotated as DNA-directed RNA polymerase III subunit RPC7-like. Gene Ontology annotation, cellular component: RNA polymerase III complex. Bases 190 to 828 code for a protein of 212 amino acids. Gene Ontology annotation, biological process: transcription by RNA polymerase III. The transcript has 8 exons. Lineage: Eukaryota; Metazoa; Chordata; Actinopteri; Cypriniformes; Cyprinidae. The record is from RefSeq and is a predicted model, not a curated record.
UUUUCCGCAGCGGGCAAAAACAAACAUGCAGAUGUUUGGCGGGUGAUUUUACUGCUCAAUUCUACAACAAUAAACCUACAUUUCCAUGAAAACCAACUGCGUGUAAUAUCUACGGAUUAUCUAAUAAAUGCUUUGCACAAUGAAAUUAAGUUAUAAAUAAAGAGGGAUUUCAUCGCAUUUUUCUUUAUAAUGGCAGGAAGGGGCAGAGGGCAGCUCACUUUCUCCGUGGAGAUCGUUGGAAUCGGCAAAGGAGAAAAUCUCCCUCCAUCCUCCGUCCAGCCGACCCCUCUAUUCCCUCCUUUGGAUCAGAAGCCGGUGCCCCUGCAGACGGGUGAGGAGGCUGAGUACAUGCUGGCUCUCAAACAAGAGUUCAGAGGAGCCAUGAAGACGCUCCCCUUUUACAUCCGUCCAGCUGCGCCCAAGAAAGAUGUGGAGCGUUACUCUGACAAAUACCAGAAAAUUGAAACCUCUGACCACAGUUUGGAAUGGAAGCCAGAUUGGAGGCGUUUUCCGAAGGAGCUGCGCGUGAGAGAGAAGAGACCCCUGAGAGACAAGAGCCCAGCUGUUCCCAAACAACCCAAACAGCCACGCGUGGACAAAGAAGAGAUCAUACGCAAACUGGAGACUCUGGAGCAGAAAGAGGAAGACGGGAGUUCUGAUGAAGAGGAGGGAGAGAAAAAGAAGCCACAAGAGGAAGAGGCUGAAGGAGAGGAAGAGUAUGAUGAAGAGGAAUUUGAGGAUGAAACAGAUUACAUCAUGUCCUACUUUGACAAUGGGGAGGAGUUUGGAGGAGACAGUGAUGAGAACGUGGAUGAAGCGAUUUACUGAAGCAGGUGACCGAGGCUCCAUAGCGCCCUCCUCUGGCCAGUGAGUGUCGCUGGAACUGCUCUGUCCCUCAGGAUCAUUAUGUUUGGCAGCUGAUGUUGAAAUCUGUAUGCAGUGGAUUUCCUCUCAUCCCAUCGGUUGGCAGGGUGGCUGAUUGCUGACAAGGAUCGUUUGAAUCCGUGGGUAACGUCUGGAGGACACAGAGAAGACACUGAGGCACAAACUUCUCUCUUAAUGCAGCUAUUGGUUCUUAGAGCUUUGUAAAUAAUUAUUAGUUCACAACUGAAAUAAUAUUUUAGAAUCGUAUUUUCAAACAUGUUUUAGUAUAGACAGUUGUAUUUGUCUAAAUAGCUUUUAUACAUUUUAGAUUUGUGAAAAAGACCAGUAAAUGUAGAUUGCUUAUUUUGGAUGAUAAUCGCAUAAUAUUUUGUAAAGUCUCAAGUCAUGUGGUUGUAAAUAGUAUUCAUGUUAUUGUCAUGUGGUUGUAAAUAGGGAUGCACGAUAUUGGAUUUUGGCCGAUAUUCGAUAUGCCGAUAUUUUCUAAAUAAUUUUGGCCGAUGCCGAUACCGAUAUCGAUAUAUAUACAAAUAUAUACUGAUAUAUUUACAAAUAUAUACUGAUAUAUUUAAACUUUAAUUUUACUGAAGAGAAAUCCAUGUAUCUCUUCUGUACUGAUUCUACCAUAAAUUUAUUAUUUUACAAAUGUAGACAGACAUUCACAUCUGAAAAACAGGUCAAUUAUUUCACUUGGAGAAUAUCGGUUUGGCUCAUCGGCAGAAAUAUUCAUAUCGGCCGAUACCGAUAAUGGUCAUUUUAAGCUUUUAUCGGCCGAUACCGAUGUUGUGCCGAUAUUAUCGUGCAUCCCUAGUUGUAAAUAGUAUUCAUGUUAUUGCCAUAUUAUGUAAUGAAGUCACACUGUCAAGACUUUUUCUGAUAGAUGGAUGAGCAGUUCUGUCAUGUGGCCUGUAGGAGGUGUGAUACUUCUUUAAAGUACAUGUGGCACAAUAAUUUCGUUUGUGUGUGUGUGUGUGUGUGUGUGUGUGUGUCUUUUAAAGUAUAACAGUAAAUGUCCUUGGUUAAGUUGAA